Molecule: messenger RNA, 930 nt
Organism: Rhinocladiella mackenziei CBS 650.93
Lineage: Eukaryota; Fungi; Ascomycota; Eurotiomycetes; Chaetothyriales; Herpotrichiellaceae
Exons: 1
Coding region: 1-930 (309 amino acids)
Biological process (GO): protein dephosphorylation
Cellular component (GO): cytoplasm
Molecular function (GO): inositol diphosphate tetrakisphosphate diphosphatase activity; phosphatase activity
Source: RefSeq, a predicted model, not a curated record
AUGGGCUUGACAUCUGCAACUCUCGUCAACAAACCCAAAACAGUCACCCAUUUACCGCUUCUCCUGCCGACGGAGACUACGCCGUUCGCCGAAUCACUAUCUCGUUGGAAUUUUAUUCGUCGGGUUGAGAUGACGGAAGGCCACGCCAAAGUGCCUGGCCGCUGGGCAGACUCUGACGAAAUCGCCGCAUCUCUGGCUACUCUCGACCUCUCAACAAAUUCAACAACAAUCCAGCUCGACAAAUCCCAACCUCCAACUCCAGAUGGCUCAGGACGACCAGUCAACUUCCAAAUUAUUGCUCCUGGACUCUACCGGUCUAGCUAUCCACUCUACGCACAUUUCGAGACGUUAGCAGACCUCGAGCUGAAAACUAUUGUCACCCUUGUCCCCGAACCACUCCCUUUCGACUAUGAGAACUUCAUCUCCUCCAACGGCAUCGUCCAUUACCAAAUCCCCAUCCUCGCCAAUAAGGACCCCCACAUUCACUCUUCGGACGAGACAGUCAACAAAGUUCUCAAACUUAUGCUUGACCCGUCCCACUAUCCAAUGCUUAUCCACUGCAACAAGGGGAGACACAGAACGGGCACUGUUGUGGCUUGCUUUCGCAAGGUGACUGGCUGGAGCUUGGAUGCAUGCAUCGAAGAAUACGAAAAGUAUUCCAAGCCUAAGGAUCGAGCUUUGGAUAAGAUCUUUAUUGAACGCUUCGACGCUUCCACACUGAAACCACUGGCAUUCUCACGAGGCUUUGUUGGUGGUGUCUACCGACAACCAGAGCGACCAUCGACCAAAUCUUCCAUCUACACUACCAACACUGUCGAAACUGCCUAUACCAGCGACGAGUCCGAAAUCCCACCACAUGAUUACCAAGAACGAGUCAAGAAAGAGAAGGAUGCGUUGCUCGAGUCGCCGAGGUUAUGGUCGUAUAAAUAG